Pieris brassicae (large cabbage white) is the source of this 4786-nucleotide messenger RNA. Its product is annotated as polypeptide N-acetylgalactosaminyltransferase 35A-like. The transcript is spliced from 11 exons. The record is from RefSeq and is a predicted model, not a curated record. Gene Ontology annotation, biological process: regulation of Notch signaling pathway. Gene Ontology annotation, cellular component: Golgi apparatus. Bases 36 to 2126 code for a protein of 696 amino acids. Gene Ontology annotation, molecular function: Notch binding. Lineage: Eukaryota; Metazoa; Arthropoda; Insecta; Lepidoptera; Pieridae.
AAAAAUUAUUUUUUAAUGAUUUCAAACUACAAGAUAUGGGUAAAACUGUUAAUAUAUUUCUUUGGGGCAUAUUGGCAGCGUCAGCAACUUGGAGCGUUUCGUUGUAUCUCUACUGGUUGCUCAGUGUAAGCGGUUCUAAUAAAAUACAAAAUGCAGAACACAGAAUACAAUAUCAUUUAGUAAACUCAGAAGAAAAAUAUAGAUUGAAAAAUAAUGAUAAGUCUAUAGUUGGUUUAGAAGGAAAGAACCUUUUGUAUGAUAACUUAAAAGCAAAUUCUAAAUAUUCAAGUAGGCUGUGGAAAAAUAAUAGAGAUCAUUCUGAGUACUUGAGAAAAAUGAUGCUUAAAGAGAAGUUUUCCCGGCAGUUUGGUCAGAAACCACUUAAAUUGGAUAAAAGUCUGGAAAAUCAAAAUGGGUUAAUUCGCAAUGCAGAAGAUGUAAGGAUUAGGGAAAAAGGGUACAACUUACAUGCGUUUAAUACACUCAUCUCUCAGAGAAUUGGAAAUCAUAGACAGUUACCUGAUACAAGACAUAAACUGUGUAAAUCCAUGCAAUAUCCAGAGAGGCUUCCUAAGGCAUCAAUAAUAAUUUGCUUUUACAAUGAACAUUUUGAGACUCUCAUGAGGUCCAUACAUUCAAUAUUAGAUCGUACAGAACAAAGAUACUUAAAAGAGAUUGUAUUGAUUGAUGACUUUAGUGACAUUGAAAAUUUACAUACCAAUAUUCAAGAAGCAGUUGAUAAGUUGAAUAAUAGAAUGAGAAAAGAGGAAGAAAUGAUUGAGACUAACAAUAUAGACGGUGAAAAUAUUGUUGAUUAUAUUAAUGAUGAUAAUGGUGAGUUAAAAAAGACCACAGACCGUCAAGCAGCAAAAUUGUCUAAGAGUGGCUUAAAUAUUAGGCUAUUGAAAACUAGUAAGAGAGAAGGAUUGAUACGAGCAAGGUUGUAUGGAGCAGAUAAUAGUGUAGGAGAGGUACUUAUAUUCCUGGAUUCCCACAUUGAGGUGAAUGAGAAUUGGCUACCUCCAUUGCUGUCACAUAUAUCCCAAGGUGUGAACGGAGUUGAGACACGCUAUUCAUCAAAUGUUGUAGCUCCAAUGAUAGAUGUUAUUAAUGCAGACACAUUUGAUUAUACUGCAAGUCCAUUAGUUCGUGGUGGUUUUAAUUGGGGUCUGCACUAUAAAUGGGACAAUGUACCUAAAAGUAUCCUUAAAGAUGAUGCAGAUUUUGUAAAACCAAUUAAGUCGCCGACUAUAGCCGGUGGUCUCUUCGCUAUAUAUAGAGAAUAUUUCAAUAAAAUUGGCAAAUAUGAUUCUGGAAUGAACCUAUGGGGUGGUGAAAAUCUAGAAAUCUCGUUUAGGAUAUGGAUGUGUGGUGGGAAAUUGGAAUUAAUACCUUGCAGUCGUGUGGGUCACGUGUUCAGGAAACGUAGGCCGUAUGGCCUUGGUGAUAAAGAGGACUUUAUGCUACAUAAUUCUAUGCGAAUGGCGCGUGUUUGGAUGGAUGAAUACGUUAAUAAAGUGAUCGAACACAACCCGGCAGCUGCUCACGUCUCCAUAGGUGAUAUUUCUGAACGUCAAAAACUUCGCCAGGAACUAAAUUGCAAGUCCUUUAAGUGGUAUCUUGAGAAUGUUUACCCAGAACUGGAGGGUGGGGAAAAUUCAAUAGCUAAGAAAAGGAUUCAAGCCCUUAAUGAUCCAGACAAGAACAAAUUUCAGCCGUGGCAUUCUAGAAAAAGGAAUUACACUGAUUCUUAUCAAAUAAGAUUGAAGAACACGAGCCUUUGUAUACAAAGCGCGAAAGACAUCAAGACUAAAGGUAGUGGGCUCGUACUAGUGAACUGUAUUAGGAGUCAUAAUCAGGUUUGGUUCGAAACGGAUCGAAGUGAACUAGUAUUAGCACGUACACUGUGUCUCGAUGCUGUUAAUAAUGUAUCACCAUUACUUGGAAAGUGCCAUGAGCUGGGAAGUACACAGGAGUGGAAGCACAAGGGCUCGGCUGGCAGCCCAAUUUAUAACGCAGCAGCUGGAAUGUGUUUGGGAGUCGAUCGCGCCUACCGGAAUGAACCUAUUUUGAUGGUGAUUUGCAACAACGAAUCGAAAAAUCAAUGGGAUUUUAUUAGAUCGUAAACUAUGAUACUUUUAGCGGUAGAAAUAGUGAUAAUUUACAUUUAUCAAUAUUCAGAUUCUGUUGUAUUGUGACUUUUCUACUGUAAUAUACGAAUCUCAUGUGAAUCUCAAAUGAAGUAUUUAAGUUUUGGGUCUAGACUUCAUUUAUAUAAUAUAGUUAUUAUUUUUAUAUAUAUUUUAAAGAAAACUGUGAAAUUUUUAUAUUAACUAUUGUGUUAAUUUUACAACGAAUUAACAGUUAAGGGAUGCUAAUUAGUCAUGGAUAAAAUAUGGUAAAAUACCUUUUUUAAAGACUUUUUAAUAAUACACUUAAAUUGUAUAUUGAUUUGUUUGAAAAUUAUAAGGCCUACAUCAGUGUGCGACUGUCAUCCCUGCGCUCGUAGGUUCAGUCAUGGCCGUGCUCUACUGGAAUUUCUGUAUAUGUGCUGUUCCUCGUACGGCGAAGGAAAACAUUGAAACCGGCUUGUCUCAAAUCCAAAAAUCGGCAGAUAACCGACUUCUGUAUGAAAUAAUGAUCAAAGAAACCGAUGUAACCUGAGGCCAUAUAGCGAUCUCGUGCUACUGGAUUAUUAUUAAUCCGUUAUUCCAGAAAUUCUAUGCUAUGCUAUCGCCUCUAAGUGUUAAAUGGAUGUUGAUUUAUUUCACAAUUUAAAGGGAAAUACCAAUAUGACACGCUUCCGGAGAUCAGUGUCUCGCUAAAUACUCAAUUGCGGUCCAGAUAGAUUAAUUGCUUUAAAACAAUCGAUUAAAAAACUUUUCUUAAACCAAUUUUUUGGCGAUCCUUUAACUUUUAUUUAAAUUUAAAAGCGAAACUGUUUCAACUUCAUAUUUCACCUUAAACAUAAUUUUACAGAAGUGCUUUAAUUAAAUUAGGGUUAUAAAUUAAUUAUCAUGUCAUAAAAUAUUUCUAUUGUACGAAAAUAGUACUAUAGACAUAUGCAUUACCAGCGAAAUUUCAUAAUCUAAUCGAAAUUAAAUGGAAGUCAAACUUCUGUGAAGGCCCUUCCAAUAAUAUAUACAUAUAUAGCUUUACAUCAUACGAAUAAUACUGUAUUUAAUUAUUCCGUAUGCUCUCACUCCAUUGUUAUUCGAGGUAUUUUUUUAAAGGCAAAAGAUUUUCGGUUAUAUGCGAAAUAAAGGGAUAAUAAAAAUAACAAAUUGAAGAAUAUUCUCAGUGAUUUUUUAUAUGGCAAUAGCUUUAGCUUUUUGCCAGUUUUUCUCAGUGAUUCUAAUUGAACAUAACAAGUUGUCUAACAACAGUUGCAUGUGGAGUGAGCUCUAGGCGUUAUCUGUCUACUUGAAAUAACGAGUCUGCAUGUCGCGACGUACUUCAAGACAUGUCGAAACCCUCCACGCCAGAAUGUAUUCCGAAAUACUUUUUAUAUUUGUAAUUAUAAAAUAAAUUGCUGUGCUCUGGGCUCUAUAGUAUUUCGUUAAUGGUCUUUUAAAUACGAUUUUUUUUGUAAAAUAUUUGGUAUGGCAGUCUUUUUUGUAGAUUAGUUGUCUUCUAUAAACCUGUGCUGUCAUCGUGAUCUGUUGUCAAUGGUUACGCAUUUUGGAUAUGGGGAUUUUUAUUACACCUUGGUUUACAUUAUCGAAGUUAUUCAGAUCACUAACAGUUUUGAAAAAAAUCUAUAGCUCGUGUUCAUCGGUCAUAAUUAUGCAUUGUAAUGAUGAAGAAUUUUAUCAAAUCUGUCCCGUAGUUUUAGAGUAAACAAACAAAACAUUUCUCUUUAUAGUAGUGUUUUGCCAAAGCCAAAAUGCUAAUAUUUCUAAGGUAACGUUUAAACCCCCGCUAUAUAAUUUUUGAUUAUUCGUAAACAUUCUUAAUUCACGCUAGUACGGCGAGAACGACAUUGUGUGGUAAAACUAUAAAACCUAAAAAUGUACUUGUGACAACAUUUAUACCGAAAAUCAAUGAAACUUGGAUCUCGUAUGCAUCACAUUGUUCCGGUGCGCUUGAAUUCGUGUACGUAACUUUAGAAAAUAGUCCUGAAAUAAUUGAUGAAUAGUCAAGUAUUAACUAUGAAUUUUAUCCUGGUUAUAUUGUAAAAUUAUGUAUUUUUUUAUUUACGCGAAAAAUUUGUAAUUUAUUUGUAAAUUUUAAUUCGGUAAAAUCCUUCUGAUAAUGAUCUUGAAUUUACGUGAUAGUUGUGAUUAUUUAGAUUUAAUUAUAUUAGUUUUAAUAAAUUUAAUGUAUGUAGAUGUAAAAUGUUAAGAAUCUUACAUACUGCAUUAUGUUGAUUAAGGAAUCUCAAAAAUUAAUUAUGAAUUGUCUGACUAUAAAGUCAACAUGUUUUAUUGUUUCUAACAUCUUACUAUUUCUAUAUGUAUUUUGAUUUUAUUUUAUUUAGGCUCAAUCAUCACACACGUUAAAAUAAAGACAAUUAAACACUUAUGAAAUAUAACAUAUCAAUUAUUAAAAGACCAGAAACGCUCGAGCCCUCUGGCAUUAGUGCUAUGGGCGGCGGUAUCACUCAACAUCAGGUGUGACUGUACUGUGCCCCCCCUGUUAUAUAAAAAAAAUAUCACUAAUUAUUGUACUUUUUAUUGAGUACUGCAUUUUUGACAAAGAGAUAUGUUAAUUAAAAAGCAUCUGGAAUUAGAAAGUCCUCUGCGCUUUUUAAUAUGAUUAUUUUAUUUUUUAAUCCAAGGUUGUU